AUGCCCUCCCGGCCGGACUGGCCCCCGGUGCCCGGCGCGUUCCGGCCCUCGCCCUUCCCGCACCCGGCGCUGCACGCCCUGCACGCCCUGGCCCGCGCGCUGCUCUUCCCCGCCUACUGGGCCCUGGACCAGCUGCUGGGGUGCUGGGCCCCCAGGGCGCGCCCCAGCUUGCUGACGGCGCUGCGCGUGGCCGUGUGGGCAGGGGCGGCGCUGCUGCUGCUGCUGCUCGGCCUGCCGCUGGCGCUGCCGGGCCUGCUGCUCUGGCUGCCGCUGCAGGCCUGGCGCCGCCCCUUCUGCUACCAGCCCCCUCCGCAGGGCUGGGCGCCCCCCGCGCCCUGGCGCCCCCCGGCGGAGCCCGCGCGCUGCUUCGGCUUCCUCAGCGCCAACCUGUGCCUGCUCCCUGACGGGCUGGCGCGCUUCAGCAACCUGCGGCACACCCAGCGGCGCGCCGACGCCGCGGGCGCCCUGCUGCUGGCCGGCCUGCGCGCCGCGCCCUCGCGCUAUGGGGCCACGGACUGCAGCCCGCCCCCCGAGCCCGGCGCGCCCAGCGGGGUGCUGACGGCCGCCCUGCCGCCCGCCCUGGACUUCGUGUGCCUGCAGGAGGUGUUCGACCUGCGCGCGGCGCGGCCCCUGGUGAGCCGCCUGGCCCCCCACCUGGGCCCCGUGCUGCAUGACGUGGGCACGUUCGGCCUGCAGCCCGGGCCGCACCUCAAGCUUCUGGGCAGCGGGCUGCUGCUGGCCUCGCGCUACCCGCUGCUGCGCGCCGCCUUCCGGGCCUUCCCCCAGGCCCGCCGCGAGGACGCGCUGGCCUCCAAGGGCCUUCUCUCCGCACAGGCGCAGGUGGGCAUCCUGAACGGGCGCCGCGUCGUGGGCUUCCUGCACUGCACGCACUUGCAUGCCCCGAGUGGGGAUGGACAUCUGCGCUGCAAACAGCUGACGCUGCUGCUGAACUGGGCCGAGCAGUUUGAGGCCGAGAGCCGCUCCAGCGACGAAGCCGUGGCCUUCAGCGUGCUCCUGGGGGACCUCAACUUUGACAACUGCUGCCUCAACGACGCGCGGGAGCAGGAGCACCAGCUCUUCAGCCGCUUCCGGGACCCCUGCCGGCUGGACACCCGCCGGGACCAGCCCUGGGCCCUGGGAACGAUGCUGUGCAAGUCCAGGCUCCGCCACUCGGUGGCCUGCUCCCCGGAGAUGCUGCGGAGGGCCCUGGAGCAGGAGCGAGGCCGCCACCGCUACCUGGCAGGCCCUCCGCAGGGGGGGCGCCGGGCUAAGCCCUGGCGGGGCCGGCGCCUGGAUUACAUCACCUACCGGGGGGUGCCCGGAGGCCCGCUGAGCCCAGAGGUCGAGCAGGUGGCAUUCAGCACCGCCCUGGCCGGCCUCACUGACCACCUGGCCCUGGGACUUCGGCUCCGGGUUUCCGCGCACGGAGACGCGCAGGAAACCGCGGCGAGGCCCGGGGCGAAGGCGGGCACGGAGGCCAAGCGCGAUUCGGCCAAGAGGGAGCCGGGCGGGCCGCAGCCGCGGAAGCAGAGCGUCUGA
Molecule: messenger RNA, 1539 nt
Organism: Pipistrellus nathusii (Nathusius's pipistrelle)
Lineage: Eukaryota; Metazoa; Chordata; Mammalia; Chiroptera; Vespertilionidae
Source: the annotation of a GenBank genome assembly